Molecule: messenger RNA, 657 nt
Organism: Parnassius apollo (apollo)
Lineage: Eukaryota; Metazoa; Arthropoda; Insecta; Lepidoptera; Papilionidae
Source: the annotation of a GenBank genome assembly
AUGGAGGAUUUACAACAGUUUAUAAAAAAAAUCAGAGCCCAUAAAGCACGCAAGAGAUUAGUUGACAAAUCAAAGUGGAAACGUGAAGUAUUGCGUGAAAAAAGAUUAGAUGAGAACAUUAAAAAAGAAACAAAUACUGAGAUCAUAAAUAAAUUGAUAAUUGAAAAAAGAGUCCACCAUUUGAGGUUCAAAGCAUUCUAUGAGAUCUUGCAGGAGCAAAGAAGUGAUCUUCUAACAAUAAGCUUCGAGUGUCAAAAAAAUUUAGGGCAACCUAAAGUGCCAGAUCAGUCCGCCUACUAUAGCCGCCAAUACAAUUUCUACAACUUAGUAGUUGGUAGCACUAAGGCAAAAUUGACCAAGGAAAACAUAUUUGCAUAUACCUGGAAUGAAACCAUACACAACAAAGGUAGUAAUGAAAUCAUUUCAGCAGUUCAUCACUUCUUAACUAAUGUAGAUAUCAAAGAAGAAAUCAAAGUUUUAAGAACAAUAGCAGAUGGCUGUUCUGGGCAAAAUAAAAAUUCCGGCAUGGUAGCCAUGCUUGGAAAGUGGUUGACAACAGAAGCACCCAGACAUAUCAAAAGGGUAGAAAUAGUUUUUCCUGUUGUAGGGCACUCUUUUAUCCCAACCGACCGCCUGUUUGCUCAGAGAAAGAUUUGA